Messenger RNA from [Torrubiella] hemipterigena, 837 nucleotides. The record is from the annotation of a GenBank genome assembly. Lineage: Eukaryota; Fungi; Ascomycota; Sordariomycetes; Hypocreales; Clavicipitaceae.
AUGCUUUGGUUUACAGCAAUAGCACUCUUUGUAGCGCGGGUGGUUGCCCAACCCACCGACAACCACGCCUUUCAGGCUCCGGGUCCCGGCGAUGUUCGCUCUCCAUGCCCAGGACUCAAUGCUCUCGCUAACCACGGCUUUCUUCCCCGCAACGGAAAAGGUGUAACGCUGCAGAACUUCAUUACCGGUCUCAAGGAGGGCAUCAAUGUUGGUAUCGACUUUGCCCUACCUGUUGGCCAAAUGGCUCUUCAAUCUGCACCGCUGCCGCUGGCCUUGUCGGUUGAUCUGGACAGACUAGCCGAACACAACUACCUUCUUGAACAUGAUGCCAGUCUGUCUCGUCAGGACUUCUAUCUUGGCGAUGAUCUCCAUUUUAACCAGUCCAUUUUUGACCAGGUCCUGGCCUAUUACAAGGGUACGGAUACCACCAACAUCCAGGCUGCUUCAGAUGCCCGAUGGGCUCGGGUCAAGGACUCUCUUACCACCAAUCCCAAAGUCGUGUAUGGUGUUAGACAACUUGUGCUUAGUUACGGAGAGACGGCGCUGUACAUGGCCGUCAUGGGCGAUCCCCUGACAGGCAAGGCCCCGAUUUCAUUUGUCAAGUCACUGAUUGAAAAAGAACGGCUUCCCUAUGAACAGGGUUGGACCAAGCCCGCCGUCGAAGUUAACCUGGUCACGCUCGGUGCAUUGAUUGCCCAGCUGCAGCUAGCGAACCCUGAUGCAGUACCGGAGGGUCUAACACUUGGUGCAGGGACACUAAAGGACGUAUACAACUUGAUUGAUCCGCUGACGGGCCAGGCUCUCAAUCUGACCUGUGCUGUGCUAGGACUCUGCUGA